UUUGCAGAUUGCGAUACGUUUCCUCCGAAUCCACACAGCGGAUGAGGUAUUCACAACCACUCCACCCUACCAACAGGCUUUUCUCGCCGACCGAUCGGAGCUAUUCUUCUAGCUCCUCCGAUCUCAUUCGCGCCACUCUCUUCCCCGGCGACGGUAUUGGUCCCGAAAUCGCAACCUCUGUCAAACAGAUAUUCAAUGUUGCAGAAGUCCCAAUUGAUUGGGAAGAACAUUAUGUAGGGACAGAAGUAGAUCCCAGAACCCAAAGCUUUGUCACAUGGGAAAGUCUAGAAUCUGUAAGAAGAAACAAGGUUGAAUUAAAAGGUCCCAUGGCUACACCAAUUGGAAAAGAAGGAGAAUACAGUGGUCUUGAACAUCAAGUUGUCAAGGGAGUUGUUGAAAGUCUUAAAAUCAUAACACGUCAUGCAAGUUUGAGAGUGGCUGAAUAUGCUUUUCAUAUGCUAAAGCUCAUGAGAAAGGAGGUUCACCGAUGGGAGUGCCAGAAGAACCAAAGCAUCAAAUCUGAAGCAUAUGGAAAAUGCAUCAAAUCUAAAGCAUAUGGUGAUGCAGUGAGGUUCUACACUGGAGCCAUGCCAAUAUUUAAGGCAUAUAGGGACUCCUCAUUGCAGGAUUGUAAGAAAGCAUCUGAAGAAGUAAUUCCAGUUAUCAUUAACAAGCUUCAGGAUUGGCUAAGCAGGGCAACAAAUUGGGCUAAGUUCAGCGCGACAGCUGGACUAGGUGUUAUCCAUGGAGGCCAUUUACAGCAAGGAAGACCACUAAUGGCACCUUACCUUCCACAAAGUGGGGCGGGUGGUGGUGGCGGAGGUGGUAGUCCCUAUUCAGAAGGGGCUGCACUUUAUGCUCUUGGCGUGGGGGAAGAAGGACAAGGAGAAUCUUAUUUUGAUGGAAAGAUAUCAUUUUUUUGCUUCAAGUUUUAUGCCGUGCUAUUGAUUGAAAAGAAGGAUGAAGAAGGUCAAUCUCAUGUUCUUUCAGCAGCUUUAGAGAUUGCAGAAGGGGAGACUUCAGAAGUUGAUGCGAAAUAUCGAGCAUUAGUGGCUAUUGGAUCACUGCCAUCUUCUGCUGGUAGGCGACUUGUAAUUUCAAGUGAUGGAGUCUGGGAUGCUCUUUCCGGUGGACAGCAGCCCAGUACAGUACACCAGGUCAUGACAAACUAA
Molecule: messenger RNA, 1172 nt
Organism: Lactuca virosa
Lineage: Eukaryota; Viridiplantae; Streptophyta; Magnoliopsida; Asterales; Asteraceae
Source: the annotation of a GenBank genome assembly